AUGGAGAACCAAGAAGAGAGAAGUAGCUGCCGGCGGCAAAGGGUGGUGCUUUUUCCGUUGCCAUUUCAAGGCCACAUAAACCCAAUGCUUCAACUGGCAAAUAUACUUUACUCCAAAGGCUUCUCUAUCACCAUCCUUCACACCAACUUCAAUUCUUUUUACACGUCAAACUACCCUCACUUUACCUUUCGACCCGUUCUUGAUACAGAUCCUAAAGACACCAAUCUUUCCAAGUUAGCUUCCCAAGGGGUUGGUGAUCUUCUGUCGGGAAUCAUGCUGUUGAAUCAGUAUGGUGCAGUCAGCUUUCGCCAAGAGUUGGAUCAGAUGUUAAUUGCUUCAAAACAUCAACAUGAGCCUAUUGUCUGUUUGAUCACUGAUGCACUUUGGCAUUUCACUCAAUCAGUGGCAGAUAGUCUUAAUCUUCCCAGAAUUGUUCUAAGGACAAGUAGCUUGUUUUGUGUUCUUGUUUAUGCUUCUAUACCUGUUCUUGAUGAUCAAGGUUACUUUAACCAAGUAAACAGCGAUUUGGAGGAACGGGUAUCAGACAUUCCAGUUCUCAAAGUGAAAGACGUUUUGAAGAUGAGAAUCAAAGGCCAGGAUGAUCCUGCAGCAAAAUUACUAGCUAACAUGUUGAAACAAACAAAGGCAUCUGCAGGAAUCGUUUGGAACUCCUUCAAGGAACUUGAAGAAUCCGAGCUUCUGAAGAUCCAUCAAGACUUCUCGAUUCCUUCUUUCCUGAUCGGCCCAUUUCACAAAUACUUCCCAGCCUCAUCGAGCAGCCUGCUAGAGCCAGAUAGAAGCUCCAUAACAUGGCUAGAUCACCAAGCACCCAAUUCUGUACUAUAUAUAAGUUUCGGCAGUGCUGUUCAACUAGAAGAACAAGAUUUAUUGGAAGUAGCUCAUGGUUUGGCCACUAGCAAUCAGCCAUUCUUGUGGGUGAUGAGACCAGGGUUGGUCAAAGGUUCAGAAUGGCUAGAACUGUUACCUAAUGGGUUCCUAGAUGAGGUGGGUGAAAGGGGUCAUAUUGUCAAAUGGGCUCCUCAACAAGAAGUACUAGCCCAUCAAGCAACCGGAGCGUUUUGGACUCACAACGGAUGGAAUUCAACGUUGGAAAGCAUUUGCGAAGGCGUUCCUAUGAUAUGUUCGCCAUUUUGGGGCGAUCAACCUUUAGAUGCAAGAUUCAUGAGCGAUGUUUUGAAGGUAGCAGUUUACUUGGAGAAUGGGUGGAGGAGAGAGGAGAUAACAAGUGCCAUAAGAAGAGUACUGGUGGAUGAAGAAAGGGAAGACAUUAGAGAAAGGGCAAGGUGUCUGAAAGAAAAAGUAAAUGUUAGCUUAAUGAAGGGUGGUUCUUCAUACGAGUCAUUAGAAUCUCUAGUUGGUUUCAUCUCUUCGUUUUAAUCAAUAUGGAUCUUUUAUAUUACGU
This is a messenger RNA of Cynara cardunculus var. scolymus (artichoke), 1423 nucleotides long. Its product is annotated as UDP-glycosyltransferase 76G1-like. The transcript has 2 exons. The record is from RefSeq and is a predicted model, not a curated record. Gene Ontology annotation, molecular function: UDP-glycosyltransferase activity. The coding region runs from base 1 to 1398 and encodes 465 amino acids. Lineage: Eukaryota; Viridiplantae; Streptophyta; Magnoliopsida; Asterales; Asteraceae.